GCCGAACCCGCCCGAACGGAGCCGAACCCACCUGAAUAGGGGCCGAGCGGAGCCGAACCCACCCGAGCGGAGCCGAUCCUGCCCGAAGAGGGGCUGAACCCACCCGAACGGAGCCGAACCUGCCUGGAGGAGGGCUGAACCUGCCCGAGGAGGGGCUGAACCCACCCGAAGAGGGGCUGAACCCACCCAAAGAGGGGCUAAACGGGGUCGAACGGAGCCGAACCCACCCGAGUGGAGCCGAACCCACCCGAACGGAGCCGAAGAGGACCCGAACGGAGCCGAAGAAGGGCCGAGCGUAGCCGAAGCGGCCCGAGGAGGGGCCGAACGCCCCUGGCCGCACAGCCCUCGGGCCGGGGAUGGUGGCGGCUCCUCCCGCCGCGGCCGCCGCCAUGCGCCGGGGGUUCCUGGUGCCCGAGAUCCGCCCGCUCGAUCAGUACGACGGGGCGAGGGCUCGCAGCGCCGCCAGCCUCGCCUGGGCCAUCGCCACCGGCUACGGGGGGGCAGAUAAGGUCCCCGAGGAGCUCCGGGACCCCUUCUACACGGACCAGUACCAACAGGAGCACCUGAAGCCGCCGGUGGCGCGCGUGCUGGUGGGCUCCGACCUCUACUGCCGCGCGUGGCGAGAGGCCCUGGGCCCCCCCGCGCCCCCCGACACCGCCGCCAUCUUGGCCGCCCUGCGCCGCCGCGGCCUCGCCCCCACCCUGCGGCAGCAGCCCCUGCGCGAGGCCGACCUGCGCCAGCGCCCCAUCCUACUG
Molecule: messenger RNA, 755 nt
Organism: Cuculus canorus (common cuckoo)
Lineage: Eukaryota; Metazoa; Chordata; Aves; Cuculiformes; Cuculidae
Product: calmodulin-regulated spectrin-associated protein 3-like
Exons: 3
Biological process (GO): cytoplasmic microtubule organization; negative regulation of microtubule depolymerization
Cellular component (GO): microtubule minus-end
Molecular function (GO): microtubule minus-end binding; calmodulin binding
Source: RefSeq, a predicted model, not a curated record